AGACACGACACAAACACGGUACAAAAUACAACUUACUGUGCGAGUACAUUCGCCAGCGUGGAUGACUAAGUGCUAAAUGUGUCUAUCUAAGAAUUUAUUCAACUGAAUAUUAUCUAAAAAAUGUUUUUUGCUCAAGUGAAGAUGAAGUUUUCUGCUACUGCGUCACUUUUACUUCUGGUGACUUGCUUCAGCUCCUGCAUAAAAGGAAACACACAAUACACUCUUCAAGACAGUUUUAUAAGCUUCGAUGCUAAGCCGGAUAUUGUUUUGUUGGAGCGAGAGCGUUAUCGACGUGACACAGCUGAUUUAUCGUCUACAGUUGAGCCUCCAACAUCAGCCGCAACUACUGCAGCAUCGAACGCAUCCCCCAAUUCCGUCCCUGCUAACUCCACAAACGACAAUAAUAGAACUUUCAACGUGACCACCAAGCCCACUACUACGCCCAACGUGGCAGUAACGAAGACACCCCUAUUAGGGUUCAAUGGUACAGGCAUAUUUCAUGGUGAAAAUACGUCACAAGUAAGCGAACCGCUCCUACCUGAUGACAAUGUAACGGACGUAUUUAAGGAGACCCCGGAAAUGAUCAAAGCUGAACAUAACCUGACGAGCUUGACAUACGAUAACUACAUAUUCUACAACAGAUCGUUCAUCGGCAACGUGUCUUAUGUCAAAGAGUUCUGGGCUAACAUCACCGGACCCAAGGCAGAAGUCCACGACGUCCUCAGCAAUUCGCACAGACGUGCCACUACAUUGAAAUUGACUUUCGAUUUCCCGUUCUACGGCCACAAGAUCCGCAACAUAACGGUGGCGACGGGUGGGUUUAUUUACACGGGUGAACCGGUGCACAACUGGCUUGCGGCCACGCAAUACAUAGCGCCGCUGAUGGCAAAUUUCGACACCACGCUUACCAACGAUAGCGUGGUCAAACAGUACGACGACGGAAGCAAAUUUACUGUUAUCUGGGAAAAUGUUACUCUGCAGGAAGAUCCAACUAAAAAGUUCACGUUCGCCGCCACACUCUACCAAAAUGGUGAUAUAGUAUUUACAUAUAAGGACAUUCCCAUACCCGUGCAGCAGAUUGAUGACAAAGAACAUCCCGUAAAAGUGGGUAUCAGCGACGCGUACUUGACGGACAAAUACAUUUUCCAUGUGAGACAUCAGAAAAUCUACGAAUAUCAUCGUGUGUCAUUCAAGAACCACGAGAUCACGAACAACACAAUGCUGAGGCUAACAGCCUUACCUACGUGCAUUCAGUACAAUACAUGUGAGAGUUGCGCCAAUCACGAUACGUCCUUCCAGUGCUCAUGGUGCGAGCAAAUCCAGAAGUGUUCGAGUGGCACUGAUAGAAACAAACAAGACUGGGUCGUUAGAAAUUGUGAGAAAACGUCCAUAGCAAACGCGUCGUCAUGUCCCGCUCCCGCCCACCCGCCUGUCAACGUGCCCUCUGAAAACAGCAACACUGCUUACACAACCGAUGGUCAAAACAACUCUAUCGUCGUCGUCAGCACUGUGCAUACGGAGACGGAGGCGAAGGGCCCGGUGGGGCGGGGCGCGGUGGUGGCGGGGGCUGCGGGGCCGGAGGCGUCGCGCUCGCCCAUCGGUGGGGCGGUGGCCGCCUUCGUGCUGGUCGCGCUCGUCUGCUGCCUAGCCGCCUGGCUCCUCUACGCCUUUAAGAACCCGCACACGCGCAGCGGACAAUUCAUCAUCAAGUAUCGACCUUCCCAGUGGGGAUGGAGACGAGGUGAGGCGCGCUACACCGCCGCCACUAUACACAUGUAAACUGUUAGCACGUUCCAACGUCGACGUAAUCGACGAACGUUCUCACGUCCUGCGUUGACGUAAUACGUCACGCGUCGACGUAACACGUCACGUCAUGUGACUAUGCAAACGUAGCGCGGAUAGCACUCGACCAUUUUCGAAGUAAGGAACACAAACGUCCGAAACCGAUUUUAUGUAAACACUUUCGGACCGUUUAGAUCUGCUAUAUGGGCAUUUUUCUACUAACAGGGUCAUUUCCUCUAAAAAUGUUUCAAAGAUUUUAUUACUUGAAUUAACUAACGAAUUAAUUUAAUAUUUAGCUAAAAAUAAAUCCAAUACGUUAGUUCAUAAGGCUAGUAACAAUAUGCGGUAAUAUCCUAUAUAUAUUGUACAUUUUAAAAAAACGACACAGGGAACUGUUGCCUAUAUCAGGGGACUGGUUUUUUUUUUUGAAGGAAAAGCUUUGUGUUUUAGUAAUUUGAAAAUAAAACAAAAUCAAUUAAUGUAUUUACCAUUUUGACUUAUUGGUUAUAUUUGCUUUUCAGUUUAAAUAUGAACUUAUGAGUAUCAUUUAAACUUUUCCGUUCUUCAAUAUAAAAAUAAACCAUUUAUAUAUUUUAUAAUCGACAAUGGAGUAAACUUAUUACAACAAACUAUUUUUAAUUAAAUAAUAUAAAGAAAACAAAAUCGAUUUUUUUUUUUUCAAAAAUAUUAAUAUGCUUAUCAAAUUUACAAAACACCUCUAGUUUCUUCAGCUGUACUUGAGGAACAGGAAGUUUUUCCAGAAACAACUGAGCCUUCUUAUCAUAGAUUUUCAGAAAUGUAGUAGUUAUUUCACCAUUUUCCUGCAUAUCGAUAUUCUUUCUUUUAUACUUGAAAUUUUACCAAAAAAAAAUCACCAUUACUAAAAGAAUGAACAGUUGUAGAACUCGGCCCUGCUUUAAUUUCACUUUGCAAACUAGUUAGAAUGAUGGGAGCGUUUCGUUCGUCGUUGGUUUCAUUUUCAGAGUCGGUAUAUAUUUCGUCAAAAGCUUUAAAUGUUCACAGUUAAUAUUUUUACAAAACCAGCUCAAAGUGGUGAGUGCCAUGGAGGUAGUUUUCAAACUUUCUGAUUGAUUAUACGUUUUCUGUUAUCGGUUGUACUUGAAGAAUGCCUUUAAAAGCCUUCAUAUGUUUUGUUUCUUGUUCAAUUUUAGAAGUCAUACGAUCAAUGUAAUAAAUAACAGGACAUUUUACUAUUACAGCCUGUAGAAAAGUAUCUAAGUCUUGGAUAUCUCCACCAGUGGCUAUCACAGAAUCAGCAUUUCUCUUACGUGUCGCUCUAAUCCCAACGGGAGCUUCUUUCUACUUUCAGAAUAGUUCCAUGAAAACUUUGAAAACUAUACAGCAUGAUUUCGUAGUUUUUUUUUUUUUGUUUAAGUAAAGCACUAUCGUGUGAAGAGUUUUUCUGCAUACGAGAUCCUCCAAAAUGAUACGCCCUGUAUUUUCUGUCCGUGUUUAGUUGAAAUUUUAAGAAAAAUUUAUGUGUAUAAUUGCAUCUUCAUCAGUAAGAUUAUCCUUCAGUGUUUUCAAAGCUUGAUAUUAAUGUAUUUAUGUGUCUCUCGAGGGGUAAGAACAACUCUCAAUCAUUUUGCAGAUAUUUAAUAAGGUUCCGUGGUUUAUCAGUCAUUGAUUUAUCCGUUCAUUAUUUCUAUCUUCUUCGGAAUCCGAUAUAUUUUCUCUGAAAAAUAAGUUGUUAAUGUCCUUUAAUGCUUUUCUUAUUUGUUGCGAUAUUUAGCACAAUGCUCGCGCCAUUUUUUUUUGUUACUUUUCUAUGUUCUCGCGGAUUCAUAUCUUUUACUAAUAUUCUACUACCUUUCUCUUUCUUCUUGAUAUAUUUCGGAUAUUCUUUUUCCCUCAAUUUCUGCCUUUUUACUGGAUCAUUUUUAUUCCUUCGUAACGUGGAUCUUCUGCUUCUCUUUUUUUCUCAAGUGUCUCUCGAAUAUAUAUUAUGGGUCAAUCCUCAGCACGGCUAGCAUGGGCUGCAGACAAAAAAUGUAUCCCCCGAUUAUAUCAACUGACAAGAGAUGAAAUUAUUUUGUCCUUAUGCCAAAGCACGGCAACGGGGAGAAAUAUAUCCCCGUUUGACAUAACGAGUAGACAUAUAUCCCCCGUCCGUAGCAUGGAGCCAAAUAAAAAAUAAAAAAUUAUGCUUUUUUGACCUAUGAAAGGGAUAAUUUUAUCCUAGUUCAUUGAACGUGGGUUUAAGUUUAUAUGAUUACAAAAAGUCUAUCUAAGUCUAUCUUCCAUUUUAUCUACUGUGGAUUUUUUAUCCACCGGUGUGCCCAUGCUCGAAGGGUGGAUAAAGGUAAGAUAAACAUUUUCUCCUUUCCCCGGGGAUAAAAUUGUCUCCUGUCCAUGCUAGCACUGCUGGUAGUGCAAACAGUCCCCUGUGUUUGUUUAAAGUAGGGGGACUCUUGCCAUGGGACUGUUAAUACUAAUGAAAUCACAUUGUAUCAUAAUAUUAUGAUUGAGAAAUAAACUUUUUAUAUACAUAAACUACAAAUGUAC
Messenger RNA from Parnassius mnemosyne (clouded apollo), 4308 nucleotides. Lineage: Eukaryota; Metazoa; Arthropoda; Insecta; Lepidoptera; Papilionidae. The record is from the annotation of a GenBank genome assembly.